AUGGUGAGUAGCCAGGGACAGGAGCUGGAGCCCGGACGGCAAUCCAGAAGAAGCUCAGACACCAAGGUGCCAUCCGACGGACUCUCUGAUGGAUCAACAGACGAUGCACAGAGGUCUCGCGUGCAAAGCAAGUCGUCAGACUUCAGCAAAUACGGACUCGAGGCCUUCGCUGCCACAAAAGCAAAGCGUGAGAACUGGUGCGACGUACGCGAUGAUGACGACAGCGACGAUCAAGAACUAUGGUUGUCUGCGUCGCCCUUCGGGAAAGUCGACUCUAUUGACUCCAAUCCAGCAUCGCCAGCCUCCCCGGCUACGCCAAGCGGCCGCUCUAAGAGGACUGCUCGGCGCCGGCGUCGCAGCAUCGGGGAAGAAGACCCCGGGCCCAGCAAGCCCUUGGAGCAAGCAGCGCAGCCUACGCAGCUGCCUGGAUCCGUGGUCACCAUUGCAGACAUCGGACUCCCGUGCGGCAGCGCUUCCCCUCCUCCUAGGCAGGGUCAUCCAUGCCCAGCCGUUGAGGCGUCUCCGUGGCAAGGUAUCAUGAGCACCUCGCCAAUCGAGCAGCCCAGGGCACAGCCAAUUUACCUGCCUCCGGGUGCUUUGGGCGUAACCCCAGCCCCCUGCGGAUCUCCAAUGAAUGGUGGCUCAGUCGCUACUAUCAUGCCCGUUGGUUCUCCGACUGGCGAUGCAUCCACGAGGACACUGCUGCCGCAGACGCCCACGAUCAUGCCCGUCGGGUCUAUGACGCCGAUGGGGUCUCCAAUGGCAGCGCAAGUGGCCAUAGACAUGUCUCGUCAGCCGGCUCCAGCACCGUGGCCACCAGUCGAUGCAGCUGGCUACCAGUGCCAGUGGUCUCCAGCAGGACAAGCUUGGGCACCGGACCCGAAUGCACAUUGGCCUGGCAUGGCGCCGCCUCACUGGGCACCAGGAGUGCCUCAGCCGGCGCCGUACCUGGUCAUGGGCCACGAAACGAUGCCACAAGGCAUGUAUGCCCCAGGUAUGGCAGGACCGAUGCCAAUGGUGCAUCAAGAAGGCUACGAGUGA
Messenger RNA from Symbiodinium sp. CCMP2592, 1041 nucleotides. The record is from the annotation of a GenBank genome assembly. Lineage: Eukaryota; Dinophyceae; Suessiales; Symbiodiniaceae.